Molecule: messenger RNA, 2830 nt
Organism: Cylicocyclus nassatus
Lineage: Eukaryota; Metazoa; Nematoda; Chromadorea; Rhabditida; Strongylidae
Source: the annotation of a GenBank genome assembly
AUGAAGGAAAAUCCCAUUGCUGUGCUGUUCUUAUUUUCCAAGAAAGGCUACUUCUAUGCCAUUUUUGUGCCAAUUAUUCUCUCCUUCGUGCCGUUAAAUGUUCACACGGUCUUUUCUCUCUGCGCUGAACUUGUGCGUUGUUAUUUUACGAUCUUAUCUUUUGUAGACGUUCUUCCGGGGAAGCGCGAUUCUCCACUACGAGCGACCAUCGACAAAAUGCGACGCAUCAAAAUGAUGUUAAAACGAAAACUACAAGAUCUGACUGUAUGUUGCUCUUACCAGGUCGAUUUUCUACAUCAAAAAGCACACUCAGCCAAGGAAUUCCGACGGCAGUACAAUGUUCUGGAAGAAAUUGGUCGUGGCGGUUUUGGUAUAGUCUAUCGAGCUGUCCGAAUAGCUGAUAAUUUUCCAGUGGCAGUGAAAUUUGUAGAACACAAACAUGUUAGAGAGUGGACUAUGACAUGCAAUCAAUUGAUACCAUCUGAAGUGUGCCAUCUGGAAACAUGCAAAGACGUUCCAGGUGUUAUCCGGUUAAUAGAUUGGUUUGCAAACUCAAAAGGAUUUCUAAUCGUUAUGGAGCGACCGGAAAAUUGCAUGGAUAUAUUCGAUUUGAUAUCCACCUAUGGCAGACUCGAUGAAGAUACUGCACGGGCGCUCUUUAUCCAAGUUGUAGACUCAGUGUGCACAAUGUACGUUAAGCAUGGGCUUAUCCAUCGAGAUAUCAAGGAUGAAAACGUGAUUGUAAACAUGACGACUGGCGAGGUGAAGCUUGUGGAUUUUGGUGCUACAGCAUCCGCUGAAAAAGCCAUGAAAAAGGAGUUUCAAGGAACUCGAUCCUACUGUCCACCAGAGUGGUUCCGACAACUACAGUAUCUCCCGUUAGAAGCCACUAGCUGGUCAUUAGGCGUUCUGCUCUACAUACUCGUAACGGGACAGCUUCCCUUCCGAAAUGAAAUUCAGAUCUGUCUUGGACGGGUGAAAUUUCCAUCGUAUGUGUCCAAAGAAUGCUGCCAACUGAUCAAGUCAUGUCUUACCACCGCUGCUGGAUCGCGGGCGUCAUUAACGGCGAUACGGCAGCAUCCAUGGCUGAAUAAGAAAAUACCUAUCCACACAGAAACUUUUGAAGCCGUUCUAGACAAGACCUUGGGGAGGUCGCAGGCCCAAGAACGGUCGCCACGGACUCCAGCUGAAGAAGCCAAAGGAGCUGUAGAAGAGGAGCGCCAGAUUAACGAUGUGAUUCUCUUGGAAGCGGAUGUUGCUCGAAAGCCCACUGUAAUUUCACGAGAUGAGGAGAGUACUUACACGAUGAUGACUGCUAAUGAUGAUAUAGCCCCGUUAGUACCUCGUAGGAGGUUACACUCCAAGUAUGAUAACAUCUCGUCCUCCUCCUUAGCUGACUAUAUGUCAACCAUGAGCGUGAAUCCUGAAUCCCUGGCGUCGGAUUCGGUGUCUGUAGCAACAACUGCUACUACAAAUGUAUAUUACUCUACCUAUGACAUUAGCGAGGAGGAAGAGGCACAGAGUUGCCUCUCCUCCUUGUCCGAGAUGAAACCACCAGUGAAGAGUGUAUCUGCCUACAAUCUUGCCAGAUCUCGAAAACGAUCAUUGAUUUUCAAAUCCUUCGAUCGUGAACUGGACACGGUACUCGAGCACACUACACCAGAGCAUAUGCCUGCAGUGAUGACAUCGUCGACAGAAUCAGAGGAUCAUACGCUCAAAGAAAGUUCUCCCCACCCAAGCGACAUCCUUCAUUUCUCUCGACAUCGACCAUUGCAAGUGGUUCCCGACAUCUCCUCGCUGGGUAUUUUUCAGAAUACACCACGACACUCUCUAACAACAGUAGUAUAAUUAUGACAUGUGCAGUGUCGUCGUUGCCAGCUGCCCAUUAAUGUCACACAUCUUCCCAGUGCAAGCAUUUCUGUUCGGUUUUCCAUUUGAUGACGAGUAUCUCGUGCAAAUAACUUUUCAUAUACUAAUCUAGGCACUGAGAGAUUGAGUUGUAAAUUGUGAUUGUGCUUUGGGGUUUUACGAAAUGGACUGAGUACUAGGCACUACCACUUGGUGUUGUUAAAGUUGCAGCAACUGCGUCGAGAAACAGCUUGUUCAAUAGUGCUGCGUUUUGCAGUCUAGUUGUUGCAACUGUAGCCGCACUUAUUGGUGGUGCUAAAGUUGCUCUGCAACUCUAUCAACAACAAGGCGCUGAAGUUGCGCAACUACAUUCGAAAAAUGCUACUAUACUGCCCAUGCGCAACUUUGUAAUGGUGCAACACAAUCCACACUAAACACCGAUGUUGUUGGAGAGGAGCGACUCCAUCCACACCAUCCUCAAAAUUGCAACUAGCCUCGAUACCGUAAAGAUACUAUAACUUCUAUCAAAGGCAGAGAGAUGCAAUGUACUCAGUCCAAUCAAUAAAUCCUUAGUUUAAAUCUCGAUUCGAGUACUAGUCAAGCAUUAGAGAUAUAUCAUGUACUCUAUUAACCACUAAGACGAGCUCACUCUCCGAUUCACUUCGCACACAUGAACGGUGCUAUAAUUUCCCCUUACAUUUUUUGACCAGAAAUUACGAGUAUAUUGUAUAUUAUAUUGCGUCCUUGGAAAACGUCUUAGCAUUUUAUGUCGCUCAUUCUUCGAAGCAUUACUGUGUAUUGUUAAAUUGAUAAUUGUUACCAGAAAUGUACUGUGUACUAUGUACAAUGUACGAUGAGUGUGAGUGACCUUAUGAAUCUUUACAUCUUCAUUCUCUCGUUUAUGGUAUGGGUAGGAAAACCUACAGGAUAAUGCGGAAGAAUUUCUUAUCCGAUUUUUGAAAAUAUUCGUAAAGCAAUGUGC